Messenger RNA from Orbicella faveolata, 3662 nucleotides. Its product is annotated as zinc finger RNA-binding protein-like. Gene Ontology annotation, cellular component: precatalytic spliceosome. Gene Ontology annotation, molecular function: double-stranded RNA binding; single-stranded RNA binding; zinc ion binding. NCBI's taxonomy places the organism in Eukaryota, Metazoa, Cnidaria, Anthozoa, Scleractinia, Merulinidae. The record is from RefSeq and is a predicted model, not a curated record.
UUUGCCGGUUUGACGUCCUGAACACGUGCCUUCUUCCCCUUUCACCCAACAUGGCCGCGAGCAAUUAUUACGGCUACUCUUCGGGCGGCCAACACUCCCAAGGUUUUACCCAAGCUCAAAAUCCGUCGAUACAAACCAGUUACGGAACACCCCAAGGAACUACUGGUUACGGAGUUCAAGCUUCUGCACCGGCUGGGGGACACUACGUUCCGCCACAAAACCAGGCUCCGAGGCAAGUUGUUCAAGCGCCAUAUUCUGCUGGUACAACCGCUUAUGGUCAGCAAGGAUCUUCCGCUCAAGGAGGUGCUUAUGGCUACACGGCAAGACAACAAGAUGCUCCACCGCCACCACCACCGGCAAAUGCGUCCUAUCAAGCAACUCACGGUGCUUAUCAAGCUCACCACGGCUCCGCUCAGUAUUACGACAGAGAAGCUUACGAAACCAAGGCGUCCUACUAUUCACAACAGCCGUCCUCGAAUGUGCAAGGUGGACAAAGCGCUUACUACGCUCAGAACACCACUGGGGCAACCAAAGCCGCUUAUCCAACGUCUGGGACAAAUGUUUAUCCGACUUCUGUGAGUGCGACGCCGGUGAUAGCUAAAACACAUCCGACCCAAGCGUACUCUUCGCAAUCUUCGACUGUGGCUUACCCGUACUCGAACGCUCGCACGCAAACAACCGCUUAUCAAGCAAGCUCCUACAACACAUCCAGUUUUGGCGGUUCUUCGACAGGGAAUGCAGCAAAUUAUCAACCCCAAGCUUACGAAGCAGCUGUUUACAAUGCUGCAGCGGCCUUUGUUCAACAGCAGCAUCAUCAACAGGCACCACAAAGGCAAGGAUGGAAGAACAAGAUUGGAGCCGGACAGCAAAAACAGCCUAUGAUGAAGCCAAAACCACCACCUAAGCAGCCUCAGCUUCAUUACUGUGAUGUUUGCAAGAUAAGCUGUGCUGGGCCUCAGACUUACAGAGAACAUUUAGAAGGUCAAAAACACAAGAAGAAGGAACAGGCUGCAAAGCAAAAGGAAAAAGAAUCACUACCUUCAAAUGCUUAUCGAUGUGAACUCUGUGAUGUUACUUGUACAGGGACGGAUGCAUUUGCUGCCCAUCUUAAAGGGUCAAAGCAUCAAAAGGUACAUGUACUUCCAUGCCUAUUAUACAAUAAAGAGACUAUGAUCACCCUUUACUUGCAGAGAAAGGAAAUCCUAGGUCUAGUUGCUGAGAAAUUUGACUUGGCAAAUUAUACUGGAGUGGACAAGAGCAAGAUUGUUGGCGGUGAAUAUUUAGAGGAGAUCAAGAAUGAUGACGGGAAAGUUGUCAGUUUUCACUGCAAGUUGUGUGAAUGCAAGUUUAAUGAUCCAAAUGCCAAAGAGGCUCAUCUGGCUGGGCGACGACAUCGUUUGUCAUACAAGAAAAAAGUGCAACCUGAUCUGGUGGUUGAUGUAAAACCAGGUGGCCGUGGCCGCCUCAGCAAAAUGCAAGAAGACAAGUUUCGCCGACAGUGGGAACAAGAGCAAUACUGGCAGUGGAAAAAGGGAAGGCAUGAGGAAGAAAUACGCCGUUGGGAAGAAGAAGAGUAUUACAGGAGAGUGGAGGAGGAGAGAUUUUGGGAAGAGGAAAGACAUCGUCGUUAUGAGGCAGAGUUCUUUGAAUGGGGGGCCCCUGGCCGAAUGGGACCACCAAGAGGCCCACCAGGUCCAAUGGGACCACGGCCCCUUAUGGAAGGAGUUGGUGACAUGGUGCCGCCACAGCCUAUGCCCCGCCCAAGAUAUGACACCCCAGAUGACCGCCUUGUGAUGGCCAAACACUCGGCAAUUUAUCCCAAUGAGCAAGAACUACAAGCAGUUCAAAAGAUUGUGUCCGCCUCGGAAAAAGCAUUAAAACUUGUCUCAGACCUGAUUGCCGAGCAAGACCUUGCUGCUCAGCCUAAGAAAGAAGGGGAAACUGCAAUCAAAAAAGAGAAAGAAGAAGCCAAAGAUGAAGUUAAGAUGGAGGUUAAGGAGUCUGAUGAAGGAAGUGACGAGAAAAAAGAAGAGGAUGAUAAGAAGGAUCCCAGCAAGCAAUCCUCACCACCGCGUGCUCUAAAGGGCGUCAUGAGAGUUGGUGUACUUGCCAAAGGUUUACUACUUCAUGAACGCCUUGAUGUUGAUUUAGUUGUGUUGUGUCAUGAUAAACCUACAAAGACGUUAAUGAACAGAGUUGCUGAGCUCUUACCGGCUCACCUCACAAAAGUCACAGAAGAGAAGUAUGAGAUUAAGGUGGCAUAUGAGGAAGCUGCAAUAAAAAUUGUCACUACAACUGACCCUAAGGUGGUUGUGACAAUCACCUUGACAUCACCUGUCAUGCGAGAGGGAGAGGAGGCAGAACAUGCUGAAGACGAUCCUCAAGUGCUGGACAGGCCAAAAUGCUUAGCUGCAUUGGCAUCGCUACGACAUGCUAAAUGGUUUCAGGCAAAGGCAAAUGGCUUACAGUCAUGUGUCAUCAUUAUACGCGUCAUGCGUGAUCUGUGCCAGAGGAUUCCAGCAUUUUCUCCUCUCAACAAUUGGGCUAUGGAGUUGUUGGUAGAGAAGGCACUCAGCAGCAGCCAGCAGCCUCUGGGACCCGGUGAAGCUUUCCGCCGCGUAUUGGAAUGCAUUUCUAGUGGUCUUCUCCUGGAAGGUGGUGCAGGGUUGUGUGAUCCUUGUGAAAAGGACACUGUAGAUGCCUUAGGCGCUGUUUCAAUGCAGGAGAGAGAAGAUCUGACAGCUUCUGCACAGCACGCUCUACGACUUCAGGCUUUCCGACAACUGCAUAAAGUUCUCGGAAUCGAUCGGCUGCCUCCCGCGUCCAAAUUCCGGCGCGGUCGAGGCCGAAGCUUCAAGAGAAGGCGCGAGGACAGUGGUCAGGGGGAGGAAGGAGCCAAGAAAGAGAAGAAAGAGGGGGAAGGGGAGAGUGGAGGAGAGAGUAUGGAAGUUUCUGCUGGAAGUAGUGCUGAGACGAAGACUGAAACCAAGACAUAAUGACAUAAAUUCUUCAUGGAUGGUUGUAGCAGGAUUUAGACAAGGGAGGCAAAAAUGUCUACAGUCUGGUGCUGUUGCAAAGCUGGCAAUAAGAGCUGAAAAAUUAUUUCACAUUGUUUUAACUUAUGACAUUGGCUCGUAAUGAUUCAAACGUUUUUAUUGUAGUGACGCUUGUUCCUAUGCAAGUGUCCAACUUAGAAGUACUCAUUAACCACGUCGUCGCUGGGCCGUUUGUUCACUGUUAUAAUAAGGUUCCUUAGAAAUGUUAAGUUACAGAACAAAACGUGGCAGUGUAGAAAAUAAAACUGGAGUUGUUCAAGUUUGUUACUUUUAUUUUUGCAGAAGUCAAGUGAGCAUAAUUUUAGAAACACAAGUGGCUCUUCAAUUUACACUUAAAUUUUAAACGUUACGUUUCCCUCGUUCUCUGAUGAAUUUCACACCAAAUUAAUUAUGGUAGUCGGAUAUAUAUUUCUAAAAUCCCUACAAUAAUUACAAUGUAUUUGUGUGAUUUAAUGUUAGCUCUUUUCUACGCUCGUUGUGAACGUCGCUUGUUUGGUUAAGCAGAUGUUAUUUAGAAGAAUAUUGUAAUCUCUUAACAAAACAUACAAUUAUCCAUUGUCAAGCCAUGUAUAUUUGACAAUAAUUAACUCAUUAUUGUUUACAGUC